UUUUCAGAUAACAAAUUUUGGUUUCAAAAUGUCCGGUUGCUUCAUUGACAUACUACCAAAAUGGAUUUCUAGUUCAUCAAAUCGUCAAAAAAAUUUACAACAGGAGAGCCCACUGCUCAGUAUACCUCUGGACGUUGCUAACCAAGUUUUGGAAAAGUUGGAGCCUAUGGAUCUAUGGACCUGUCGUAAUGUGUGUCAAGGACUGAGACGCGCUGUUGAUGGAUUUGGAAUUCAUUUUGACACAAUUGUAUUGAGUAUACACGACAGUGGCAUUUGUAUAACACUGGACAACAACACUAUAGAUUACGAUCAACUGUUAAAUGAUGAAGGUACAUCUGUGGUUUACAAGAAACAGGAAAAGAUAUUCAAAAAACAAAACUACGUAAAAGUAGCGGUAAAGGACUUUGGAAUACUAUUGCGUUACGCAUCGAAAUUACAUAUAAGUUCUGUUCACACAUGCUACAAGACCGAUAUGUAUUUUACUGCAAAACAUCUUCUAAGGACUUUAACAGCCAAAAAAUGGAAUCACGUCGAGAAACUAGAAUUUUGGAAAGUACCCCUUGAUUUUGUACUUUCUAUUCUUCCACACUUCAAAUCUCAAGGACUGGAAAGUAUAAUACUGUGGAAUACUUACUUAUGGGAUGAUACAAAUAAUCUAUUUGAACAAAUCACUAAAUUGGAUCAAUGGAAAAACACGAAGAAUUUCCGUUUUGAUAAUUAUGAGCUAGAAUGCCCACCCUUCGAACACCUGUUCCACUUCCAAACGUUUAAAAUUCACAUACUCAAAUUUUCAGUAGAAAAUGCUAUUCAAUUCAGAGAUGACCUACUAAAGAGAAAGACAUUCGAAAAGUGCGCGGUCAAAAUUGGUAUUACAAAUGAAUCUGUUGAUCCAUCUGAACUUUCAAGAGUAUUUAAGUCGGAUUAUAAUGGUGAGAGUGAUUUUGAAUAUUCAAACGAUUUGGGCAGAUUUGCAAUUUACUGUCAGUGUAGUCGAUUGUUCAUAAAGAGAUGUUAAUAAAAAAAUGUUUAUUAUU
Messenger RNA from Caenorhabditis elegans, 1034 nucleotides. It is a transcript of the gene fbxa-26, whose product is annotated as F-box domain-containing protein. The coding region runs from base 29 to 1015 and encodes 328 amino acids. The record is from RefSeq and is marked reviewed. Lineage: Eukaryota; Metazoa; Nematoda; Chromadorea; Rhabditida; Rhabditidae. The transcript is spliced from 4 exons.